Molecule: messenger RNA, 791 nt
Organism: Drosophila mauritiana
Lineage: Eukaryota; Metazoa; Arthropoda; Insecta; Diptera; Drosophilidae
Product: velvet complex subunit B
Exons: 1
Coding region: 1-657 (218 amino acids)
Source: RefSeq, a predicted model, not a curated record
AUGUCUCGUUUUCCGAGGGGACUGAAGUUCAUCCUGGUGUUGGUGACGAUCCUCCAGGCUCUAAAUAUGAUAACGGGAAACCCCCGUGGCGGAAGCAGAAGUAGCAGCUCCAGUUCUGGAUCCAGUUCUAGAUCCAGUUACGGAUCCGGUUAUGGAUCCAGUUACGGAUCCGGUUAUGGAUCCAGCUAUGGAUCCCGUUCUGGAUCCAGCUAUGGAUCCGGUUAUAGAUCAAAUUAUGGGUCCACUUACGGUUCUGUUUCAAGCCGCUCCUACUCUCCUCCAUCCUAUUCAUCUUUGCCGAAGACCUUUUCGUUUCCUAAGAUCGACUUGGGACACAAUUUACCCAAAGGUCCUCCGCCGGCGUACUCAGCGCAUGAUACCGUGGGUGGAGCACCCACAAACAUUCGCGAGAGGCCGCCGGCAUACAAGCCCCGCGACAAGCCAUACAGAAACCCGAAUUCCGGAUCUCUGUAUCGCAACCAAUACCAAAGAUGGACUACCUCCAGCUCGAAGUCCAACCGCAAUUACCAGGACACUUAUAACUCCACCAUUGAUUAUAUGUACAGUGCCGCCACCAGCUCACACUAUCCCACAAAUGGAUAUACGUAUCUUAUUCUUAUCUCGACUUUUUUAUAUGUAUGCGGGACCUUAUUGUAAAAAACUAUGUUUAAAUCACUCAAACUUAUGUUUAGCAGUAGCAAAACAAUUUUGAUUGAAAAUUAAAAAUGCGAUAAAAAUAUUUCAAGCACUUAAGAAUACUUGUAUUCAAAGCACUGUUCCCUCAAAUAAGA